Messenger RNA from Octodon degus (degu), 4076 nucleotides. It is a transcript of the gene Micall1, whose product is annotated as MICAL like 1. Lineage: Eukaryota; Metazoa; Chordata; Mammalia; Rodentia; Octodontidae. Bases 118 to 2676 code for a protein of 852 amino acids. The transcript is spliced from 16 exons. The record is from RefSeq and is a predicted model, not a curated record. Gene Ontology annotation, molecular function: protein binding.
CCGCCCCGCCCCACCGGAGGGCGCCCCGAGCUCGGAGCGAGAGGCUGGGCCGCAGCCGGAAACCGGCCCCGCGCGGAGACCGGGACCCGGACCCAGAGCCGCAGCCGGAAACCCGCCAUGGCCGGCCCGCGGGGCGCGCUGCUGGCCUGGUGCCGCCGCCAGUGCGAGGGCUACGGUGGCGUGGAGAUCCGCGACCUGAGCAGCUCCUUCCGGGACGGCCUGGCCUUCUGCGCCAUCCUGCACCGGCACCGACCCGACCUGCUAGACUUUGAUUCCCUCUCCAAGGACAAUGUCUUUGAGAAUAACCGUCUGGCCUUUGAAGUCGCUGAAAAGGAACUGGGAAUCCCUGCCCUCCUGGACCCCAAUGACAUGGUCUCCAUGAGUGUCCCUGACUGCCUCAGCAUCAUGACCUAUGUGUCCCAGUACUACCACCACUUCACCAGCCCCAGCUACGCUGGCAUCUCAACAUCCAGGAAGGACCUGGUCACCUCAUCCCCACCAUCGGCAGCGCCCUCCCCAGCUGAACCAGAUGACACUCAGAGCGAGGAGCUGUCCUCAGGUAGCCUGUCCGAGCGGGGUGCCCAGCAGGCCCCCAGCAGCACGUGUGCAGCCUGCCAGCAACAUGUGCACCUGGUGCAGCGGUACCUGGCCGAGGGCAGGCUGUACCACCGCCACUGCUUCCGGUGUCGGCAGUGCUCCAGCACCCUGCUCCCUGGAGCCUACAAGAGCGGGCCGGAAACGGGAACCUUUGUGUGUGCUGAACGUUGUACCAGGCUGGGCCCAGGGGGACAGGCGGGAGCCAGGCCUGUGCCUCCCUCACAGCCAAAGUCCCAGCAACUUGCAGAAGCAGCCAGGGAUGGCGAGGGUGGCAGCCCCAGCCCCAGUGUGGCCGCAGGACACAAGGCCAUCUCUGAGGCCCGGCCACAUGUUCCCACAAAGCCCCCACUUCCAGGAAAGCCCCAGGAGCUGAGCAGCCCCAUCUCUGGCCGGCCCACACCUGCCCCCAGGAAGGCCUCCGAUGGCAUGGCCCUGACACCCCCCACACCACGGCCCCGGUGCAGCCUGCAGCAGGACAGCACAGCAGAGCAAGGUGGCAGUGGUGGCCUCGUGAAUGGAAGACUCCAGGAACCCCCUGUCCCCAAGCCCAGAGGGACACCCAAGCUGUCAGAGAGGACACCACCCCCCAGGAAGGAGCCCCCGUGGAUAGCGCUGGUGCAGGCAGAGCACAAGAAGAAGCCAGCCCCGCUGCCCCCCAGCAGCCCCAAGCCGCCUAGCCGGGCCAGCAGGCAGGUGGAGAAUGGUGGAGUGGAGGAAGUACCCCUGCGCAGCCCAGCAGCUGGGGCCUCCUGGGAGCCCAAGCCCUACAACCCCUUUGAAGAGGAGGAGGAAGAGGCAGAGGAGCCAUCCCCAGCAGCACCCAGCCCGGCCCCUAGUCCUGCCCAGGCGCCCCCAGAGAGCACCCCCAAGUCCUUGCACCCCUGGUAUGGCAUCACACCCACCAGCAGCCCCAAGACGAAGAAGCGCCCUGCUCCUCGUGUGCCCAGCGCGUCCCCGCUUGCUCUCCACACCUCCCGCCUCUCACACUCCGAGCCCCCCUCGGCCACGCCGUCGCCAGCACUCAGUGUAGAGAGCCUGGCGUCUGAGAGCUGCAGCCAGACAGCAGCUGGAGCUCUUCUGGAGCCUCCAGCCGUGCCCAAGAGCUCCUCGGAGCCUGCUGUCCAUGCCCCUGGCACCCCUGGCACUCCUGGGAACUCGGCCAGCCUCUCUGCUCACUCCUCCCUGUCCUCCUCUGGGGAGCUGGUACAGCCCAGCAUGGAGCAGACGCCUCAGGUCAGGACAAGAGGCAGCCCAGCUCCCCAGCCGGUUAAGCUCUGCAGUGGUGCCGCCCCUACACCUCUCCUGUUGGUUGGCGACAAGAGCCCUGCUCCGUCCCCUGGAAGCUCAUCCCCGCAGCUGCAGGUAAAGUCUUCCUGCAAGGAGAAUCCUUUUAACCGAAAGCCAUCGCCUGCAGCGUCUCCAACUGUAAAGAAGGCCACCAAGGGACCCAAGCCAGUGAGGCCACCUGCCCCAGGACAUGGCUUUCCACUCAUCAAACGCAAGGUCCAGGCAGACCAGUAUGUCCCUGAGGAGGACAUCUAUGGAGAGAUGGAUGCCAUUGAGCGCCAGCUGGAUGUGUUGGAACACCGCGGGGUCCUGCUGGAAGAGAAGCUUCGAGGCGGGGCCAAUGAGGGCUGCGAGGACGACCUGCUGGUGGACUGGUUUAAGCUCAUCCAUGAGAAGCACCUGCUGGUGCGGCGUGAGUCGGAGCUCAUCUACAUCUUCAAGCAGCAGAACCUGGAGCAGCGCCAGGCUGACGUCGAGUACGAGCUCCGGUGCCUUCUCAACAAGCCAGAAAAAGACUGGACUGAGGAGGACAAGAGCCGGGAGAAGGUGCUGAUGCAGGAGUUCAUGACCCUCAUUGAGCAGCGCAAUGCCAUCGUCAACUGCCUGGAUGAAGACCGACAGAGGGAGGAAGAGGAAGACAAGAUGUUGGAAGCCAUGAUCAGGAGGAAGGAGUUCCAGAAGGAGGCUGAACCCGAGGGCAAGAAGAAGGGGAAGUUCAAGACUAUGAAGAUGCUGAAGAUGUUGGGAAAUAAGCGUGAUACCAAGAGCAAGUCCCCUGGGGACAAGAGCUGACGGCGAGGGAAGCCACUGGGACUGCCCCCUCUUGGGUCUUAUGGGUCAGGGGAGCCCUCUGCUACCCUUGGAUCCACCAAAGGCUGAGGCAACUUAAUGGCAGGGAGCCUCCAGGUGACCUCUCCCAUCUCAGGUCUCAGCCUGCCCUGUCAGGUUCUGACGUCUCCACAUGUUUGGUGGGACUCAAAGAGCAGGGACCAGGGGCCAAGGAGAGUAGUGGUGGAGCCUGAGCACCUGCUUAUCCUGCCUAGUCCCUGACCUGGCAGGGAAGCUCCAUGGCUGCUCUCCCUGCUGAACACACCGGCCAGGACUGCCUGACACCCAGUGCCUCUGUAGGCCUCUGGGCUCCUGCUCCUCAUGGCUGGCCAGCAGAGGGGCUGCCUGACUGACUUCCUCCUGCCCAGCUGGGACCCUGAGUCUUUGCCUCCCAUGUAGCAUGGGUGCCCUAAAUCUCGCGGGUCCCCUCAUCCAGGUGCUCUAUUUAUGAAGUCUACAGUUGAAUUUGAGCUGGCUCCUGAGUGGUCUAUGCUGUGUCACAUGUGAAUGGGCCAGAUGGGCAACUCAUCUUCUCUCACCCUGAGUUCCAGGGUUCUUCCUCAUCUCCCCUCUUCCAUGGGAUGUCUCACUUCCCACCACACAGGCCCCUGAUGCCUGCCCCAUUGCUUAGUCCCCUGUAGAGGGCCUACAGGGUUGGCCCCAAAUCAGAGCUGUGGUCCCAGUCCUCAGUCUAGGGAGGUACGCUUCAGGUAGGUGCUAACUCUGAUUCUUAUUUUAAUAAGUCUGACCCCUAGUUGGCCUGACCCCAGAUUCAGGCUUUCUCCCCUGGCCACACUGGUGGUCUGGCCCAUUUCCACGUAUGGUCAUCACUACUGUCUCCGGUUGUCUGUCUGCCCCCACCCCAACUCCUUCCCACAGGAGGACUGAUGGCCACCAACCCACUGGGUGGCUGUGGAUGAGGAUGAGUGACGGGGACACUUGUCCAGGAAAUGUGCCCGGCAGCUCUUGGUUACAGCACUGUUAAAUAAGCUCCAUCUGGGCGCUGCAGGCCCCUCCCUCCACGCAGCUUGGGAAGAGAUCACACUGUAUUAACCUGAGAGUGUUCCUCACCAAUAAUAAACGGAGACAACUUGAAUUCUCAGGCCCUAGCCAUGCCUCCUGGCCAGACAGCUCUGAUUCCCAGUGUGGCCCUGACGGGUUCCAGAUGGCUGUGUCAGUCAUGUCCCACAUUGCAAGCAUGGCUGCCCUUACUUUAGUCAUUGGUCAUUUGUGGGAAUCAAUAUAGACCCAGGGGUACGGGAUUCCUAUGUAUGUAAUUUGUAAAUGUUAACCCCUCACUACGCAGAUCAGAUUCAUAGUGAUUCUCCUGCUUUCAGCCUCCCAAGAGCUGGGGUUAUAGGUGC